Molecule: messenger RNA, 1860 nt
Organism: Cladophialophora immunda
Lineage: Eukaryota; Fungi; Ascomycota; Eurotiomycetes; Chaetothyriales; Herpotrichiellaceae
Exons: 2
Coding region: 1-1860 (619 amino acids)
Source: RefSeq, a predicted model, not a curated record
AUGGCAUUCCCAACAGGUGUCAUUCUCUCAGCUCUGCAGGCACCGUUAUCAGCAUUGCAAGCCAAGCGGCCAGGGAUAUUGCUCAUCUUGAGUCUUAUCAUUGCUUCGGCGUCUGCUUACGACAGUAAUAUCUGUUGCUUGAAGGCCGCUCGAUUGCCUGAUGUACGAAUACCACUGGACCAGUACCCGUGGGAUGUUUGCAGCCUGAACGAUACCGAAACUUAUGCUGAAGGGACCACGUUCCCUUCGGUCAAUGUCACCAUGGGAUGGUGCAGAGCACAUUGUCCUGGCAACCGGCAGAGUGAUUUAUCACAGUGGUUGCAGCCGCUGACCAGUUGGAUUGUACCUUACAUAGGUCUUCUCUUGCUGUGUCCCCUCGGCGACUUCAAGCCACCCUCUGAAGCCUACAGAUGGUUCUGGCAGUUUGUGGGCUAUACUCUGGAAUGGAUCAAUUUGUUAGGCGACCCAACGAGUGCCAUUUUUGGUUCGUUUUCAGAAAUCUGGUCGGAUGCAACAAUGCUGCAUACGAUUGACCAAACGCCUGAGGAAUCUCACGAACCGCCUCCGGGUAAAAUCACCAGCCUUUCGGCCUCGAAAUGGGUGGUCGUCCUGGUUGGCGACACCGAGUUCGACCGAAGAAAAUUCCGGGAGAAUGAACAAUACACUGAACUAGAGGGAGGGCACGAACAAACCAUUGAAAAGCAAAGCCCCUCGCUGCCAGAAAAAACGGCGUCUGAAUCCAACAGAUUGCUUUCAUCAGUGUCAAAUGAAGAAGUCGAUGACCUCCCCACUGAUCUAAGAGUGCGGGUGAAGAACGCGAUUAACACUCUUAUCGAAGCCCGCACCCACUUCAAAAAGGCCAUCUUCUUGCCAACAAUCCUGUUUCUUGCAGUGACGGCAUCAGUCUUCUAUGAUGCUUACAACAAACUCGGUGAUAAUGACACUGCAGACUGGUUGGCUUUCGGAAUCUGGUACUCUUGGAUGGUGAUUCUCUCCGUGGCUGCAAACUGUUUCGCCAGCAGUGUGAACGCGGGCGUGACACAGACCACACUGGGUCAAUAUACCCGGCUCUCCGACCGAAGUGUUCCGCUCCGCGAGCGCUAUUUCAACGGUUUGCUGUGGCAGGAAUGGUUGACGCGAAUCCAUAAGAAACGACGGCUGGCUGUGCCCGGGGCGGCAAAAAGGGGUGGUUUGUUGCACAAACAAAAGGCUGAGAACAGCGUCAACUUCGAAGAAAGCCAUCACGCCAAAUACCCUUUCUUAACUUUGAGAAAGGCCGUUGAACUGCUCAUCGGCCAUAUCUUUGCAUGGCUUUGCGUCGCGGUGCCCACGGCCUGUGCCAUUGUUGUCUCAUACAAAACGCCUACUGUCGGCUGGGAUUGCCGAUCAUUCAAUUUCCUGCUCUAUGGAAUCCUAGCAUUAGUCGUUCCCGCCGUGCACAUCGCCUAUCAAAGGGUGCCUUACGACGAUAAAAAAGACGACAACAACGAAAGAGAAGGUUACAAAUACCUGAAAAAAGGACUCAAAACCAUUUACUGGCUUCUGGCGUGUGCGAAUGCAGCUGUGCUCACCAUUGGCACCAUUCUGCAACUAGCAGGUGUCUACAGAAGCUGCCGAUGUCAACUCCUCUUCGCGCCGGAUUCUGCACUCGUGGAAGUAAACCGAAACACUCCCCUUGCGGUCGAUAAUGCAAAAAGAUACUGGCUUCAGAUAGGAUAUCUGGCAUUUGGAAUUGUUUGGGUGGUUUGUGGUGUCGUGACGGCAGCCAGGGCCUAUAUUUCUGCUCGUCUCGAGCUUCCUGAUGAUCCGAGGAAGCAAGAGGAGCAGAAGGAGCUCGAUGAUAUUUGGAACCAGGCAUGA